Messenger RNA from Cephus cinctus (wheat stem sawfly), 7422 nucleotides. RefSeq names its product CD109 antigen (gene Mcr). Gene Ontology annotation, molecular function: endopeptidase inhibitor activity; protein binding. The transcript is spliced from 6 exons. Gene Ontology annotation, cellular component: extracellular region. NCBI's taxonomy places the organism in Eukaryota, Metazoa, Arthropoda, Insecta, Hymenoptera, Cephidae. The coding region runs from base 143 to 5029 and encodes 1628 amino acids. The record is from RefSeq and is a predicted model, not a curated record.
CCGCUCGUUAAUUCAAAAUAUUAAUACAUCAAAUAACAAUUUUUUGUGGAUGUAGUGAGUGCAUAGUGAUAAUUACAUUUGAUAUGUGAGUUUGAGAAGGAACAAUUUAAUAGCACGGGGACGCCAACAUUAAAACAGGAAAAUGUGGCUCUUAUUUGUGGUAUUAUUCUUCGCAAGUGGCUUUGCUCAAUCUCCGCAAGAUAAUCCUGACCCCACCAGGUCUACUUGGAGCCGAUUUGAUGAGAGGGAACAAACAGGUGGUUUUGGAUUUCGAAAUGCAGGUCAUUCUGGUGAUAACAUCAUCAUCAAAGAAGCGACGUACUUUGUCGUCGCGUCAAGGAUGGUUCGACCAGGUCAGGUAUACCGUGUAGCUGUGAACGUUCUUCAUAGUUCUUUGCCUAUGAUGGUUCGGACUUCUAUACAGAGGAAUGGCGUAGAGAUAUCAGCUGAUCACCAAGAAGUUAAGGAAGGUAUACCGGAGGCUUUAAUGAUGAGGAUGCCACCCACAUCGGUCACUGGGGAUUAUAAACUUCGAGUAGAAGGAAUGUACAAUAGUCUAACGGGUGGCCAAGCAUUCCUUAACGAGACACAGCUUACAUUCUCGCAAAGAUCUAUGACCAUUUUCAUCCAGUUGGAUAAGCCUGUAUAUAUGCAAGGGCAGAAAGUAAGAUUCCGUACAAUACCUAUUAAUACAGAAUUGAAAGCAUUUGACAAUCCGGUAGACGUUUAUAUGCUGGAUCCUCAUCGUCGUAUCAUGAGAAGAUGGCUUAGUAGACAGAGUAAUUUAGGAACAGUAUCAUUAUCCUAUCAAUUAUCGGAUCAACCUGUUUUUGGUGAAUGGGUCAUCCAGAUCAUCGCUCAAGGUCAAAUCGAAGAAAAGACCUUCCUUGUAGAAGAAUAUUAUCAAACGCGUUUUGAGGUGAAUGUUACAAUGCCUGCUUUCUUUUUUGAAACUGAUCAAUAUAUUCAUGGUAUUGUUAUGGCAAAUUACACUUCUGGUGCACCAGUCAGAGGGAAUCUCACGCUUAAAGCCAGUUUUCGGCCAAUUAAUAAAGCACACACCACAUCCGUACAGAAUGAAAUAUUUGACAGAUAUUUUAAUUUUGAUGAACAGUAUCCAUCAUGGUUUAAGAGACCUAAUUUAUACGAAGAUACCAUACCUGUACUGAGGUUCUUCAAUGGAACAUAUAAAUUCAAGUAUUCUAUGACAGAGUUGAUGCAAUUUGUACCUUCCUUAGAUGGAAUGGAAAUGACCGUAACGGCUACUGUUGGUGAACGAUUCUUAGAUGAAAUUAUUGUUGGAUAUUCCACCGCGAGGAUCUUUAAUUCUACUAUAAAGAUUCGCUUCUUUGGAGAAUCACCACAAGUUUUCAAACCUGCCAUGCCGUUCGAAUUGCAUUUAGUUGCCUCAUUCCAUGAUGAUUCACCUUUAAGAUCAUUGCAAUUAGAAACAGCACGGAUGGAAGUACGUGCUGAUAUAGAAAGUCAUACUAAUGGUAGAAGAACCAUUGAAAAUCAAUUUGUAAUCUCCUCAUCCGAUAACAACGCAGUAUGGUCCAUGAAGUUUGAUUUGAGAAAACAAUUACAUUUGGACGAGGGUGGCCAACAUGCACAGCAGAUUUUGAAUGAUAUCAGCUCUAUGAGAAUCUACGCUUAUUUACUGGAUGGGGAAGGUAAUAGGGCACAGACAGAAUUAUUACUUCUUGCUCAUGAAUCUCCAAGUCAGAAACAUAUCAAAGUUUCUACCUCGACUGAAAAGCCCAAAGUUGGCGAAUAUAUUAUUUUACAUGUACAAACAAAUUUCUAUAUCGAUACUUUCAAUUAUAUCAUUAUGUCAAAAGGCACAAUACUUUUGACUGGACAGGAUAGUAUGCAACACAAUAUACGAACUCUGGCUAUUCCACUCAGUCCGGAAAUGGCACCAGUUGCUACGGCAGUUGUAUAUUACGUUGGUAGAUAUGGAGAAGUUAUAGCCGAUACGUUAACAUUCUCCGUUAACGGAAUUUCUCGUAAUAACUUCACAGUUUUUAUUAAUAAUAAAAAGGCAAGAACUGGAGAAAAAGUUGAAGUUGCUAUUUAUGGAGAACCUGGUGCAUAUGUAGCUCUAUCUGGUAUAGACAGAGCAUUCUACACCAUGCAAGCUGGCAAUGAACUUACGUAUUCAAAUGUUAUUACAAAAAUGGCUUAUUUCGGUGAACAAACAAAUGGCACUCAUUUGCACAAUUGGCUGCACCAUGAUGGAGAUCCCGAUGAAGUCGUGUAUUUCCCAUCGUCAACUUUUGGUAUCGAUGCAAACCGCACGUUCGAAUUUGUAGGUUUAGUUGUCUUUACGGAUGCAAUAAUUUAUAGAAGACCUGAAAUUUGUAAUCGUACUCAAGGAUAUGGAGAGUGCCUAUCCGGAAGGUGCUACAGAUUAGAGAAACAAUGUGAUGGAGUUCCUGAUUGUGAAGAUGGCACUGAUGAAUCUCACUGCAUACAAGGCAAUGCUACUGAUUUAUUAUACUUUCGGAAGUGGCGCUUUAACAGAAUUCAAAGACAGUAUGAUAACGUUUGGCUGUGGAAGGAUAUUAAUAUUGGACCCCACGGAAGACAGAUAUUUAAUAUAGAAGUUCCACGUAGACCAGUUCAUUGGAUGAUUACUGCAUUUAGUAUGAGUCCGAGUGUAGGAUUUGGCAUGUUACCAAAAGCAUUGGAAUAUAUAGCAGUUUUACCAUUCUUCAUAAAUGUCGAGAUGCCAAAUCGCAGUAGGCAGGGUGAACAAAUUGGCAUUAGAGUAUCAGUGUUCAAUUACAUGAGAUACAAUAUAGAGGCGACUGUGGCCUUAGCGGGAUCAAAGGACUAUAAAUUUGUUCACGUAGAAGAUAACGGCAUUGUACAAUCUUACAGACCAAGAACGUCCUUUGGAGAACAUCAGUUUUUUAUAUGGAUUCCUGCUCAGGAUGCCUCUAUAGUAUAUUUACCUAUUGUGCCUGUGCGAUUAGGUGACAUCAAAGUGCAUGUUUAUGCAACGACAUUAAUAGGACGAGAUGAAGUCACAAGAACAGUUCAUGUAGAGGCUGAUGGUCUUCCACAGUACAGACAUGAGUCUAUUCUUCUGGAUUUGAGUAACAGAGCUAAUGUAUUUCAGUAUAUGCAUGUUAAUUUAACAGGAACUCCAAUCAUUCCUUAUGACGAAGAGCGUUAUUAUAUAUAUGGCUCCAAUAAAGCUACAAUUAGUGUCGUUGGUGACGUAGUUGGUCCUAUUUUCCCAACGAUGCCCGUCAAUGCAACAAGUUUAAUGGGUUUACCAAUGGAUUGUGCCGAACAGAAUAUGUUCAGCUUCGCCGCAAAUAUGUACACCACUUUAUAUAUGCGGUUGAUCAAUCAAAGAAAUAGAACGCAGGAAAAGGAAAGUUUUUAUCAUAUGAACAUUGGAUAUCAAAGACAGCUAUCAUUCAUGAAUCAUGAUGGAUCCUUCAGUCUCUUCCGAAGUGAUUGGAAUCAGUCCGAGUCUAGUGUAUGGCUGACAGCGUUCUGUGCUCGAAUCUUUCAAGAAGCCAGUUUCUACGAAUGGGAAAACUUUCUCUACAUUGAUCCAGAAGUGAUUGCCCAAUCAGUUUCUUGGGUAUUGAAACAUCAGACUGAAAACGGUUCAUUUUAUGAAAUCAGGUGGCUACCUGAUAGAAAGAUGAAUAGUUCUGUAAAUUAUGAGAAUGAUCUGAUUAGGCAUAGAAAUAUCAGUCUUACUGCUCAUGUUCUCAUUACUUUGGAAAGUGUAAGGGAUCUCUCUGGUGGUUUGGGAUCCAAAGUAGCUUUGGCAGCGGCUAAUGCAGUGAAGUAUCUAGAGCGAAAUUUAAAAUUGUUAGAUGAUCGUGGACGACCAUAUGAUAUUGCUAUUGUGGCAUAUGCUCUAUUAAUAGCUAAAGCUUCUACAGCUGAAACGGCUUUUAAAAUGCUGGCAAAGCAUGCCAGAAGAGAAGGUGGCCUGACAUAUUGGGGUAGAGAAGCUGUUCCUCUUCCACCUUACAAGUUAGAAAAUCAGAAACCUUUCCUCUUACCAAGGUUGCCUUAUAAAUAUGAUGCUGAAAAUAUUGAAACUACUGCCUAUGCUCUUCUCGUUCAUGUCGCCAGACAGGAAGUGAUGGUAGAAUCUAUUGUAAAAUGGCUAAAUGCACAAAGAUUAACAGAUGGUGGUUGGGCUUCUACUCAGGAUACUGCAUGGGCUAUGAAAGCCUUGAUUGAUUACACUGUUAGAUCAAGGAUUAGGGAUGUUAGCUCGUUAACAGUUACUGUUGAAGCUACUGCUUUACCUGGACAAACUAAAACUCUUUACGUCAACGAGAAGAAUAUUGCCAGACUUCAAACACUUGAGAUUCCAGAAGCUUGGGGUACUGUCAAGGUACAAGCUAAGGGUGCUGGUUAUGCAAUUCUACAAAUGUCUGUACAAUAUAAUGUGGACAACAAAAAAUUCCAGACUCAACCACCUGUUAAAUCAUUUGAUCUAGUAACUAAAGCAGAUUUCCAUGGUAGAAAUCAAUCUCAUAUUACCUAUACUAGUUGUCAGAGUUGGACCAACGUAAAUGAAUCAACACGUUCUGGACUGGCCGUACUGGACGUGACAAUUCCGACAGGCUAUAUAAUUCAACAGCAAAAUCUAGACAAGUAUGUUUUGUCAAAACAAGUGCGAAAUCUCCAGAGAGCACGUUUCCAAGAGCAAAAAGUUCUCUUUUACUUUGACUAUCUAGACCAGGAAGAGACUUGUGUCAAUUUCACAAUAGAAAGAUGGUUUCCCGUGGCUAACAUGUCUAGAUAUCUUGCUGUAAGAGUUUAUGAUUAUUAUUCACCUGAACGUUUCCACGAAUCCAUAUUCGACUCGUUAUCAACGUAUAUAUUGAAUAUUUGUGAAGUAUGCGGUAGCUCUCAGUGUCCUUAUUGUCAAAUCUACAAUGGAGCAACACUUUUCACUACUCCCACAAGAUUCUUGAUAAUAUUAUCCAUGACAAUGGGUAUCGUAAGAUUCCUUAAAACACAGGAGUUGAAUGUUGGUUAACACGUAACAGAUUAUAACUUCCAUAGGAGAAUCAAAGUAAACGCAUGGAUUUUUGCGUCAAUUCGGUAUGGUAUUUCUUACCGAUCUCAUUUUUAUGUUCUUUAAAUGAUUAUAUUAUUAUUAUUUCAUCAAUAUUACUACGAUUUUACGAUCAGUAUCUAGUUACUUCGAUUUACUUAGCAUUUAAGGGAUCAUCACAGUGUGACCGCCCGAAAAAUAGCCGAUUUUCGCGAUUUUUUUUUAGGUGGAUGGAACAAGGUAAUCGGUCUAAUUUUUUUUUUACAAAUUGAAGCAUCUACGAAGUAUACAAAAUGAUUUUAACAAAUUUCUUUAUGUAUUGUUUAACGUUGUUUUUAUUUGUGGAAAAUUGAAUGGAAAAAAAAUGGUGUCCCAUGGUGGCCAGGAUUGCGGGCGCAAAUUUUACCUGAAUCAAACAUUUCAAAUGGUUUAUAAACCUGUAGGAAAGCUGCUAUGCUCCUAUGGAGGCUUUUUUGUUGUUAGUAAAAUUUGAAAAAAUGGCGUCGGUUUGAACAAAACGUAUAAAAUUUAUCCUUUUUUUUCGACAGUUUUUCGUAAAACAAAAUAGGAAAAUUUCAAAAAAAAAAGCUUCCAUAGCAACAUAAGAAAUGACGUGAAGAAUGUUCUGUUAAAAUUUCAAAUGGAUAGCUUGAAAAUUCUUCCUUUGAGAGUGGCCACCGUUUUGAAAAACACCAUUCUGAGAAAAACGCGUUUAAAGUUCGGAAUGCGCCAGGUCUGACCCCUGGUCCAAUCCCUUCUUCUAAGAAAGGCUGUAACGACCGAAAUAAUUCGAAUUUCAAUUUAAAAAUUGGAUAGAAUGUUUAUAACCGUGUAUACUAUCAGAUAAUGAAAAAACAAAAAAAUCGAUUUUUAGAAAAUUGUUCACUGUGAUGAUCCUUUAAUGUCUAAUCGUUGGAUGGUUUCAUUGGAGUUAAAAGAGAAUUUAAAAAUGGUUAUAUAUGUAUAGAGUUAAAAUAGAAUAUAAAUAUAGUAAAACCUCACAAUGAUGUAAGGUUCUAAAUCAGCCAUUUCGCAAUAACGUAACUAUGUAACUCUUCACUUUGUCAAGUUUCAUUUACGCAGAAACUUCUCUAUUGAGGAAGUAUACGUGGAAAAUUCAAAACGAUAGAGAAUAAAAAAAGGAGUAGAGAUAGACUAUUACGUUACUGAAAAUUUUUACGUAGAACGAAACCUACGUCAUUAUGAGUUUUACGUUAUUGAGAUAUUUUAUUGUAUGUGUAUCUAUAUUUUUUAAAUGUAUGAACACACAAUAGAUACGUAUUGAACUGUACAUUAAGUCUCUUUUGACUCUAAUGCAUAUCCAUUAAAAUUUGGAUCUGACUAAUCUAUUUUAAGUGGGCAUUGUACUGCACUCUCAGAGGCAAAGGAUUUUAAGUAUAAAUGAUCAAGCUCACUAAAAGUGCCCAAAAAAAAGAUAUACAGAGAGCUGAUAUUAUCUAGUUGUAUAAUAUUAAAGGAAUAAGAUUAUAAACUUUGAGGCUUAUAGUCUAUAUCUAUUAUUAGUUACAAUUAUGGUAUUUUAUUAGCCAUAUACACUGAGCGCAAUCUGUACAUAGAGAUGAUCGUGAUUAUUGUUACAUUGUAGAAUUUUUUAACUCUGAGAAAGGACAUAUUAUAUAAUAUGAAAUAUUUACACCAUGUCAAAUUUUUGUACCUGGAAAACUUUGCCUCUGUGAGACUGAAAGACAGUAAUAUGCAUAUUAUAUAAAUAUUUACAAAAUUUUCCCGUUUAAAGCGUGAAAAGUUGAUCUAUUCUGGUAGAAAUAAUGCGACUCCAUCCAUAACUAGGCAGUUAAGUUAUUAUUGUAAGUUUAGUAAUGUACCGUUAACGCCAGGCGAAGGGUUGACUCCGUAUGAUAUAUAUUAUUGGCCUUAUUGGGCCUAUGAAUCAUUCGAGAGACACACCGAAGCAGGCUUAAGUUUUAGAAAGCCGUCCAUGCGAGAUAUCAUUAGCGAAACAAAGUAAUUUGUAUUUUUGAACCUUGUACUAUUAUUAAAUGAUAGAUAGUCGAGAAGUCUCUCGUAUUACCAUUGUAUUACGUGUAUCGAUCCUGUAAUUACAUAUUGUUUACAUCAAAAUAUAAAUAUAUUUAUCGAGAUUAUGUAGAACAGCCUUGGCAAAUCCACUAAGAUUAACAGACAUUUAGCUUUUUAUUUUACAUUGAAAAAUUAUAACUUCAUUUUUCAAUAAUGUAAUAUGUAUCUUUGAAAUAAUUAUUACCACGGGACUGCACUAACCUAUCGCGCAAAUAGUUCAAACAUUAUUUGUAACAUGUUCGAUGUUUUUGUUUUAUAACAUUUGUAUAAAUAAAUAAUUGAAUUAAUAUUGAAUUAAAUAAAUAUUGAAGUAAUAA